Molecule: messenger RNA, 4115 nt
Organism: Acyrthosiphon pisum (pea aphid)
Lineage: Eukaryota; Metazoa; Arthropoda; Insecta; Hemiptera; Aphididae
Gene: bnl
Product: fibroblast growth factor branchless
Exons: 3
Coding region: 780-2081 (433 amino acids)
Molecular function (GO): growth factor activity
Source: RefSeq, a predicted model, not a curated record
CCGUGAUUCCUCGCGUUCGCCACUCUCUCGGCCAGUCACCAACCGCACGUCGCGCAGUUUAUUAGAGGGGAAAGAACAGAAGACGUAAAGAGGAAAAAAUUAAAUAAAUAGUGAUCCGAUCGACAAGACGACGCGAGCGAGACGGACGCGGCACACGACGUGACCGACCGGCCGGCCGUUUCUCGAGUAAAAACGAUAAUAACAAAAAUAAUAUUAUUAAUAUUAUUCGAAAAAACGAGACGAACAAGUGACCUUUUUUUGCGCGAAUUUAUCCGUCUGAUUUUUUUUUUUUUUUUAUUACCUACCUACGUUUUCGCGCGUUUCGACCUCUAAUUCGUUGCAAAAUUCGAGCGCGCGUGAUCCGGCCUCGUACCUAUUAUAUUCGUAUGCCUAAUAUUCACACGUAGUUUUUCCGCCAGUUUAAAUUUUUCUUCCGUUGGUUUAAAAAAAAAAAAUUAUUAAAAGUUGUUUUUUGGAGCUUUUGGAUUACGAAAACCGCGGCGUAAUCGCUGUUUGAUCGGUCCGCGGCUAUGUCGGCGGGACGGGUCACCCCGUAGGGUAAACACACGCCGUAACAAUAUUUCGGCCUUUGAUCAGCCGCCGCGGACGUAAUAAUAGUAAUAUUAUCCUCGUCGUCGACACCCGUAAACCGCUCGCCCGACUACCGCGUACCCGCCGGCGGUAUGCGGACGCCGUGCGAAGCGGGCACCGGCGUCCGGCGCGACGGACCCUGACCCGGCGGUACCCUGCCCGGUACCACCCAGCAAUGGCCUAAAGUCAUGGUGAAACGGUCGCACUGCAGCAGCAGCAACAGCGGCGGCGGCCACCGGCGGAGUGUUGUGGUGACGGUCAGCGUGUUGGCGUUAUACGCCGUGUUGUGCGGUGGCGCGGUGUCGGGCACGUCUGCACUCGGAGACCGAGCCGCGUAUUACGGCGUUGCGGCGGCCGCGGAACGGGUGGACGACGUGGCGCUGGUGGCCGCGGUCGCGGGCUCGGCGGCCAGGAACGGCCGGUCGUCGGCCAACUUGUCGCACAUAACAGGCACCGCCAGGAAAAUCAAGAUGUUCAUCAAAAACCGAUACCUGCAGGUGUUCCCGGACGGUACGGUGAACAGCACGGCCGAGGAUACGAACGAUUAUGUUAUCCUGCAAAGAACUUCGGUGAACAUGGGACAGCUAAACAUCCAAGGCGUAGCGACGUGUAUGUACUUGUGCAUGGACGCAUGCGGCUUACUUUAUGGCUCGAAGGACUUCGAGGACGAAUGCGUGUUCAACGAAAUGAUCGAACAGAACCAUUACAACACGUACUCGUCCGUCAAGUACACGAACGACCGGCGCACCCUUUACCUGGCGCUCAACAAGCGGGGCAUGCCGCGCAAGGUGCAGAUAAAGGCGGACGCGCCGCUUGGCAAGCUGUCUACGUACACGCGGGUGCUGACGCAACCAGUGCCGGCGGAACGGGUGGAACGGCUGUUGGCCAACCGACGCCCUCUGCAGUCGGCCGAGUGGCCGGCGUCUAUACCACACGCGCACCGGCACCAACACGCGUGUCCACCGCACAUGGGGCCACCGCACGCCACCGCCAAGAACCGCAAGUCCCUAGGCCGCAAGUGCCAAGUCAAAGGUGGCGGUGGCGGCGGCGGCGGCCGGAAGAAGAACAAGGACGACGGGAACAGGGACAGUGGCAGCAGAGAGGACGAAGACUGCGGGGGCGGAGGUGGAAACAAGAAGAACAACAACCGAUGUGGCGACGGCGGCGACGAAAUCAGUCACCGGAAAGUGGAUGCCGCCGGCCGGAAAAAGAAAUCGAAAAAACCUACGGCCGGCGGCGGCAAAGGUGGAAAAGGCGACAAGCCGCAGCGGCAACACGGCGCAAAGGCCGGGAAAAAAUCGGAGACUGGCGCUCCGCCUCCACCGCCGUUGGAACCCGUCGUCGCUGUCCAGACGGUUACCACGGCCGUUGUCCCGUCGUCGAUUGUGGACGCGGACGGCGGUGGCGACGACGACGAAGACGACGAUGCGGUGGCGGCUUUGGCGGCCACGGCUCCGACAGACGAGUUCCUACAUUUUAACGACAAUUAACCGUAAUAAUAAUAUUAAUAAUGAUAAUAAUAAUAAUAAAACAAUAAUUAAUUAUAUUAUACGCACUUAUUUUGUUAUUAUUACUAUUAUUGUCAUAUAUUUAUACAAACACUAUACUGCUUAUCUUAUUAUAUAAUAAUAUUAUCAUUUUAUAUAUUUUAUUGUUAUUAUUAUGUUGUGUUCGCCGUGAUCGGCUCGUGUACGGGCCCCGCCGACGGGAAAUCGAAUCCACAUCGUCCGCGUCCGACCUGAUCCUAACGCGAAUAAAAUAACUUAAUAAUAUUACAAUCAUAUUAUGCCUACCUACUAUACUUACUUAUAUCAUCUAUUAUUACUCAUACUAUUUUUUUUAGUGUUAUGUAAUAUAUAUCCUCUUAGCUGUACGUCCAUGCAUGCGACCAUUAUAAUUUUUUUUUUUCAUAUUAUAUAGAUAUACCUACAUAAAUGAAUAUAAUAAUAAUGAUAAUUGAAUAUACUUAUUGAUUAUUAUAACGAAGAACUACAAUAUUAUCGUAAAGUCUGCCCCCGCCAAAUCUAGGAUUUUCCACACCGUCGCCGCCUCCGAGUGUGCUUAUUUCCCGCGCCAGUCUAUCGCUUCCUACACCACCCCCGCCAACUCAGGGUUUUGAGUAAGCAUUGACCGUUUUUAUAUUAUUUAUUUAUAUUUCGCAGCAUCACUCAUCGGUAUUCAGUGAACGUUCAGUAUUCUUCCGUAUAAAAUGUACAAUAAUAUUAUAAUAUAAGUAUAAUAUAAUAUAUGUUAUUUCCGCCGACUUCCCGCAAUGUGCCAUUUUUAAGUUAUAAAAAAUGAAAAAAUAUGUUUAUUAGUUUUGUACUUUCUUGAUAUUAAUAUGUUAUAAUAUACACCGCGUGUUUUAUUCUGAAUGAUAUUGUAUAAUAUAUAACGUACAGUAAAAAUAUGUAUAGACGAUAAACUUGUUCGUCUCUAUCAAAUGUUAAUAACUCGUGUUUAGACAAUAUAAAAAUUUGUUUACAUUCCAAAUUUCGAAUAGUAUAAAAUGUACGUGACAAACUACUGACAGGCCAGCAGCAUUUCAAAUCGUCGCGACCUUAUGAUAUUGUUAAUAAUAAUAAUAUAUUCAUAUCAGUCCGAUUAACGACGAAUAUAUUUUUACUACUAGGUAUGCACCAAAGUCGUCCCUCGCUGAAUCUAAAAUACCAACUCGUGAAAUCUCAUGUGCUUAACAAACGCAACAAUGUUUUUGUAAAAAUAAAAAUACAUUUUUUAUACCAAAUAAGUUUAUAUAUUUUAGUUUUCCUAUGUUGUACAAAUUUAUAUUAAAGUGUCAUUUUUUUUUCAAUUUGUAAUUUUUAAAUGUGCCUGACUAGUUUUAUAUUUUGCGUAUAAUAUUAGUAUUAUGAUAUCUGUCUAAUAUUACUAUUUAUUUACUGUCCGUACGCGGUGAUUUGAAAUUUUCCCAUGACGGUUUUUAAUGAAUUUUUUUCCUAAGAAAUAAAAUAUUAUAGUGAUUUUUGUACUCCAAAUUGUUAAAUAUUACAGAAAAAAGCACCUAGUCAAUAAUCGUUAAAUAUAAGUGUUCAGAACAUUGGAGAGACGUAUAUAUAAAAACAAAAUAAUCAAUUUUCUAAGGUCUGUACUUUUUAGAAAUUUUGUUUUGUUUUUAAUUAUUUAUAUUUUUAAUGUGAAAAUCGUAUAUACUUCUCUCUGGUGAUCCAGGAACUAGUGUGUUUAUUACUUAAGUAUUAAUUCUGAAAGCGGCUCGCGUUGCUGUGUCCAUCGUAUUAUGUAAUUUUACUAGAUAAUAUAUCUAUAAUACUUACCUGUAUAAGUAUAUCACGUAUACUUAUAUUUUAGUCCAUCAUUGUUUAUUUAUACUACUACCAGUUCUAUGUUCCCAAAAACAUUUUUUGUGUUAGUUUGAUAUUGUAACCAUUGUAUAACAAACGUUGUGUCCAAAAAUGAAAAAAAUCAAACCGUUCAAAUAUAAUAUUAUAAGUACCUAAUAUCAUUAUUAUUUUAUUUUAUUGUAAAUAAACGUCAGUAUUUUUAAA